Molecule: messenger RNA, 3370 nt
Organism: Cydia strobilella
Lineage: Eukaryota; Metazoa; Arthropoda; Insecta; Lepidoptera; Tortricidae
Product: P protein-like
Exons: 22
Coding region: 103-2529 (808 amino acids)
Biological process (GO): transmembrane transport
Cellular component (GO): membrane
Source: RefSeq, a predicted model, not a curated record
AUGUCAAUAACAACUUUCAUUGUGUAUGUUAAGUUUAGUAUUGUACGAAUAAUAUUGUUAUUGUGAUUAAAUAAUUGUGUUAAUCAAUAAUCAGUGAAGGUCAUGCCGGACGACUUGUCCAGCUCCGUGUCCAGCAGCUGGCGUGGCUUGAAGCUGGUCACCGUCACCGGCUCCAGCUGCGACGCCGAUGUGUCCACUUUGGAUGCUGAGCGUGACCUGACGCCGGGCAGCCUUGAGGUGUGGGUGGACCUGCCAGACACCAUCAAGUACGACCCGUCUCUGGCGCCCUUCAAGCAUCUGUAUGAGCAACACCAUGGAAAACUGGAGUCCACUGAAAAUCAAGAUGGCGACAAGUCAAUAUUUAACAAAAAUCCCACAGAAAUCAGUAAAAGUAAAGAAAACGUAGCCAAUAGUGAUGCCCCUGCAAAAGGAUGUGAUAAUAGAUUAUUGGAGCCUUUACACACACAAGAGGCAAAAAAAGUCAGAUCAGCGAGAAAAAAGCAGGUGGACCGCACGCUGAAAGUGGUCAAGCUGUCAAUCCUGGUGGCAGGAUGGGUGUUCCUGACAGCAUCCCUGCUCCUCAACAGAGAAAAGACAGACGUGGUGCUGCACACAGCAGUGAAGGAAGGAGAAGUUAAAGUAUACCCGUUAAACUGCACCCUAGAGCGAGUGACCCUAAAAGUGACUUUAACGGGUCCCUUUGACCAAACGGCGGGGAAUGAAACUGAUAAUAUUCUGCAAGUUUGGCUGGAGCGGACUUCUGGGGAUUACAUAGAGAGCUCCCCUUCCUGGUCGGUGCGACUGAGGUCCGAUGACGUCAUCGACUUCGCCGAAAGCGCCACUGACACGAAGACACUGGUGCUGGUGAAGCAUGCGAAUGGCUUAGACAGCGAAGACCUGGUUUACGGUAAUGGCUCAGUACUGUCCCUUCGAAUGCAGUCAUCCAGCAACACUACAGUCCCUCUCACCGUGAGCUACGUCAUAAGUCCUCUGGAAGAAAGAGACGGCCUUAUAUACGCGACUGUUCUCCUGUGCACUUUGUAUAUCCUCGUCAUAUUUGAGAUUGUAAACCGCACAAUCGCCGCGCUGCUCUCCUCGUCUCUCUCCGUAGGCGUCCUGGCGCUCACCGGCUCCCGACCCUCGCUGCCCGAGCUGGUCUCCUGGUUGGAUGUGGAAACACUGCUGCUGUUACUGAGCAUGAUGCUGCUGGUCGCCAUUUUGGCUGAGACCGGCUUACUGGAUUACUUGGCUUUGCUGGCUUUUGAGGUGACAGGAGGUCGCACGUGGCCCCUGAUCAACUGCCUGUGUCUCUUCACGGCCGUCUUCUCCACAUUCCUGGACAACGUGACCACGGUUCUGCUCAUGACACCUGUCACCAUCAGGCUCUGCGAAGUGAUGCAACUCAAUCCAGUGCCAGUCCUGAUGUCGAUGGUGAUUUUCAGCAAUGUGGGGGGCGCCGCCACCCCCGUGGGGGAUCCCCCCAACGUCAUUAUAGCCAGCCACCCCGCUGUGCUGAGAGAGAACAUAAACUUCACGACGUUCACGCUGCACAUGGGUGUGGGCAUCCUGCUGGUGUGUGUGCAGACAUAUCUACAACUACGAUACAUGUUUCGGGACCUGAACAAGUUGAGACACGACGUGCCCAGGGAGAUUCAAGAAAUGCGUCAAGAAAUAGCGGUGUGGAAGCGAGCAGCUGGCUCCUUGUCUCUAUACUCCAGAGAUGAGGAUAUCGUAAGGAAAGCUCUAGAAAAGAAGGUAGAAAGAUUGAACGCGGCAUUACUAAAGAGAGAGGCGGGCGGCGGCGUGAACAAAACUGACCCCAAGUUCUGCUCCACCCUGGCACAGAUGAAACAGAAGUACCGCAUCAGAGACAAGCCUCUCCUCGUCAAGUCUUGUGUCUGCGUGUCUUUCGUCGUGAUUGUCUUCUUCCUACACGCCUUUCCUUUCCUACAGCGGUUGUCUUUGGGCUGGACGGCGCUGCUCGGCGCUCUGCUGCUGCUCCUGCUGGCUGACAUCCAGGACCUGGAGCCAAUCCUGGCCAGGGUCGAAUGGUCCACGCUGCUUUUUUUCGCCGCGUUGUUCGUGCUGAUGGAGGCCUUGUCUAAACUGGGGCUUAUCGACUGGAUCGGCAAGCUAACAGGGUCUCUCAUCUUACAAGUGGGCGAGGAGUCGCGUCUUACGGUGGCCAUUAUGCUCAUAUUGUGGGUGUCGGGCCUAGCGUCAGCCUUCGUGGACAACAUUCCCCUCACCACUAUGAUGGUGCGGGUGAUAGCAGGUUUAGCAGACCCGGCGGGCCUAGCCCUGCCGCUGGCCCCAUUAGCCUGGGCCCUUAGCUUCGGAGCCUGUCUUGGAGGCAACGGCACUUUAAUCGGCGCGAGCGCGAACGUAGUCUGCGCAGGAGUCGCCGAGCAGCACGGAUACCGGUUCACCUUCCUGCAGUACCUGCGCGUCGGCUUCCCCGUCAUGCUGGGUAACCUACUCGUCGCCACUGGAUACCUUCUACUCUGCGAUGCUGUCGGAUGGUACUGAUAUAAACGUAAUGUGCGCGAGUGUCGCCGAGCAGCACGGAUACAGUUUCACCUUCCUGCAGUACCUGCGCCAUGACAGGGAUGUCAUGCUGGGUAACCUACUCGUCGCCACUGGAUACCUUCUACUCUGCGAUGCUGUCGGAUGGUACUGAUAUAAACGUAAUGUGCGCGGGAGUCGCCGAGCAGCACGGAUACAGUUUCACCUUCCUGCAGUACCUGCGCCAUGACAGGGAUGUCAUGCUGGGUAACCUACUCGUCGCCACUGGUUACCUUCUACUCUGCGAUGCUGUCGGAUGGUACUGAUAUAAACGUAAUGUGCGCGAGUGUCGCCGAGCAGCACGGAUACAGUUUCACCUUCCUGCAGUACCUGCGCGUCGGCUAGGCGGCGUACGAGUAAGUUACCCAGCAUGACAGGGAUGUCAUGCUGGGUAACCUACUCGUCGCCACCGGUUACCGGUUACUCUGCGACGCUGUUGGAUGCCACUGAUAUAAACGUAGUAUGCGCGGUGUAUAUAUUCAAUUUUUAUAUUUUUCUGACCUUAUUUCUCUUCUACAAUUAUUUAUUAUUUUGUAAAUUGUUUGUAAAAUAAACUAUUCUAUUCUAUUAAUAACUUCUUGCUAGGUUUUUAUGAAAAUCUAAAAAUGCCAAUCUAAUGCGAUGAGAUCAUACAAAAUAUCACAAAUUAAUUAAUGAAUCUACUAAUAUUGUUAUUAGCUAUGUAGGUACUUACGUACUUAGUUUAGUUGUUAUUCAAAUUUUAUUAUUACGAAACGAAUUGUAAAUGUACCCAAGUUUUAUUUUUACGUGAUAAUGUUAAGUGAAAUAUAUUUUAUGAAUUGUA